UGGUACUUUUCGAGCGUACUUUUCGAGCGUACUUUUCGCUCGCAACACACGUACUUUUCGAGCGUUGUUGUUUGAAAUUAUUGAUCGAAAACUUUUCAUUUUCCAAUGAGCAAAACAGUAAAUGAAACUGCUAGUUUGUUUUGCGUUUUUAUAGUUAAGCCAGUAAAUGUUCCGUUUCCAUGUGAGUUUGUUACUUGAACAAGAAACCACAUCAAGUGUGGAUUUUCCCUCUAUUUCCUUGGUGUUUGGGUAUGAGCAGUGAUCGUAUGAGCUCAAGAAGUUGUAGCAGAUUGUUUGUUACAUUUUACUUGUCAGAAUGGUUUCUUCGAUGAAUCAGUUUGAUAUUCAUGUGAAAGAGUUGUUGUGGCACAAAGAGAAAUGGGAAAGUAAUUUUCAAAAAGCCUCCCAAGCUGCUAACAGCCUGGACGAUGUGGAAACUCUUAAGAACAAUCUGAGGCGAAUGAGGGCUGUGUUGGAUAACUGUGAGAAUUCUUUGUUAUUUGAAUCGGGCCAACAAUGGGAUCAAAGUGCUGUUAGGAAGGCCUCCAUAAAGUCUAUAUCAGAUAUAAAUGGAAGCGGGACACUUCUGACAUCCAAUUCAUCCAGCGAACGUUCAUCGAAUGGGUCUCCGUUCCAGUUUGCAAGUGGAGAUGGUUUGAUGGGGUCUGGCGCUUAUUCAUCUGCGUCCUUAGGGAACGACGACUUCUACGAUCCUUUAAACACUAUUUCGGAUAUUUUAACGGAGAAUCAUGAUGUCCUUGAACCCACUAGCUCCAUGUAUUCGCUUUCGGAAAGCACAAGUUCUCUUAAUUUUGGCGCGCCAGUCAAUGGAACUAAUCAGACUGCUAGUUAUUGGCCAUCGACUUCUGCUUGGUCGACUAGCUCGUCCACUCCUCUGGAUAUGUUUUCUGCCUUUUCAUCAAGUCCAAAACCAUCUUUCGCUGCCGUAGCACAGUUGCCCGCGGUGACAUUGCCAGAUACAGCGGCGCAGAUUCGGAAAAGUAGUGAUGCCUCGUCUCCACCGACAGUAGCGAAGAGUGGACCAGUAAUUGCUGAAACUCCUCUGUAUAUGAAUCUUCAGAAACCACAUUUGGCAAAGAUCAUUUAUGUUUUUCCUUUGAAUUAUAAAAUGGAUGAGUCAGUAUUGGAGAAAUAUUUUUCCCAAUUUGGCAAAGUGGCAAAGACUAAAAUUUUUCGUUACCCCAAUGGUGCCUCAAAAACCGCGGGAAUUGUGGAAUUUGAAGACGCUUCUUCUGCAUUAAUGGCUUUAAAAAAGAAGUACCAUCACGUAGAUGGAUGCCAGAUUGAGUCCAAGCCGUUUGAGCCGAAAACCAGUGAUUUGGCGAAUACAACAACUACACAAGGGCUGGUUUCCCGUAGUAGCCAUUUCGUCAAUAAUACUGAAUUUCAGGUGUUUGUUGGUGGUAUCCCAGCUACUGCAACGGAUGAAGACAUCGAAAAAGCGAUCACUGUUUUUGGAAAAGUUAAAAAAAUCCAAGUCAAUCCGAAUGGAACCUUUGCUUUCGUCAGCUUUGCCACUGAAUCAGAUGCAUCGAAAAUUGUUGGUGUGCAUAGCAUCAACAUCGGGGGAAAGCUGGUUGAAUGUAAACGGAAUCAACCACAAACUCAGCGCUCACGUGCCAACACGAGCGACAGCAAUCCCCCGGCAAAUAUCGCCGUUUCUCCUCCGGCAUGCCAGUUUUGCAAGAAGCCGAAAGUUAAAGCACUAUUAACGUGUGAUCAUCGCGUGGAUUGUUUCGAAUGCGUGAAAUCACAACGUGUUUGCCCGAAAUGUGGCGGUAAACUGGAUUUAUCGAAAGAGCCAGCAAAACAUUUGUCUAGCACGCCUUCGUGAAGAUUUGUAAAUAUGAAUUUUUUUACUUUUCCUUAAAUCCUUGAAAAUGAAUUUUUUUGACGAGCAUUGCUUAUGAAAAAACUGCUAUGAACAGCAUCCAUCAUAUAACGAUCAUUGUUAUGGUUAACCAGCCAAAUUCGCUCAGCUAGUAUUAGAAAGCACUAUAAUUUUGUAGGAAUCAUUGAAAGUUCCUUUCUUUUUUAUAAGGAAUUAUCUUUCGUAGCCUUGUUGUAUGUUUGGAACAUCAAAAUGCCUGAUGGGCAUUUGGCUGGUUUCGCGGUUAUCAAAAGUUGAAAUAUACAAAUAAAGGGCCUCGCCACUUG
Molecule: messenger RNA, 2178 nt
Organism: Paramacrobiotus metropolitanus
Lineage: Eukaryota; Metazoa; Tardigrada; Eutardigrada; Parachela; Macrobiotidae
Exons: 8
Coding region: 317-1855 (512 amino acids)
Molecular function (GO): RNA binding
Source: RefSeq, a predicted model, not a curated record